Messenger RNA from Gossypium arboreum, 2234 nucleotides. Its product is annotated as UDP-glycosyltransferase 43-like. The transcript is spliced from 2 exons. The record is from RefSeq and is a predicted model, not a curated record. The coding region runs from base 417 to 1898 and encodes 493 amino acids. Gene Ontology annotation, molecular function: UDP-glycosyltransferase activity. Lineage: Eukaryota; Viridiplantae; Streptophyta; Magnoliopsida; Malvales; Malvaceae.
CAAGACUAUCCUGCACUCCUUGAAUUCCUUGAAGGCAGUCAGGAUGAUCUACAGUUCCGGAGAAAGCUUGCUUGGAAAGCUUUUUGAGCAUGUUGCUUCUUAUGAUAUAAAAUAGUCCCCAAAUCCAACAAAAAUCAAAUCGGAAUCCACAAACCCAAAAAAAUAAAAAAUAAAAAAUAAAAUCUAAUAAUAUAAAAAACAAAUGGAUGGUAGAAAAAAAAAAUCAAGCAUCAAGCAUCAAGCAUCAAGCAUCAAGCAUCAGGCCAUCAGCCCUCAACCCUCAACAAUAAAUGCAAAAACAACCAAAACAUUUCAAAGCAUCCUUCCAUAACCAUUUCCCCUUCUCCCUAACUAUUUCUCAUCCCUAACCUAAAGAACAUAUUUGCAGAUUCAAGACUCGUGUGUUAUCACUGGGCAUGGCCAUUGAUAAAUAUGAGGUGGUCUUUAUCUCCACUCCUUUGAUCGGCAACUUGGUUCCUACCGUCGAAUUUGCCCACCACCUGACUCGUCAUGACCCUCGAUUCUCUGCCACCAUUCUCAUCAUCACGGUGCACGAGAGAAUAAUCGUCAACCUUUACACACAAUCACUUGCCACCGCUGCCUCUCACUCUCAGUCACACGUCAAUUUCAUCCAUCUCCCUACCGUUCAACCUCCCACUCGUUAUCAGUACCAAUCUUCAUUGGGUUACACAUCCCUCUUCAUAGACAAGCACAAGCCCCACGUCAAACAUGCCAUCUCCACCCUCGCCUCAACUACUUCUGUUGCUGCUCUCUUUGUUGACAUGUUUACCACUUCCAUGAUUGAUGUUGCCCAAGACCUUGGCAUUCCUUGCUAUCUCUUCUUUGCUUCUCCAGCCAGUUUUUUGGGGUUUAUGCUUCAUUUGCCAGCGUUAGCUACCCAGCUAGCUGCCGACUUUGUUGACUCCCACUCUGGGUUAAUCGCUCCCAAAGACUCCGCAAUUGAGUUGAUCGUCCCCACUUUUUCUAAACCCUUGCCCCCAAGCGUGUUGCCGUCCAGUGUGCUAAAGAGAAACAAGGAUGGCUAUUUCUGGUACUUAGAGCACGCACGCAGGUACACGGAGACAAUGGGUAUCGUAGUAAACACGUUUCUUGAACUGGAGCCCCAUGCCAUUGCCUCGCUCUCAAUCAGUGGGUUACCUCCAGUUUACCCAGUGGGUCCGAUUCUGGAUCAUGCUGGAGCAUCCCAAUGGCACACGGAUGGAGCCCAGCUACAUGAUUCCAUAAUGGAAUGGCUUGAUCAACAGCCUCCCUCUUCAGUGGUAUUCCUCUGCUUCGGGAGCAUGGGAAGUCUUAAAGGACCCCAAUUGAGAGAGAUCGCAAUUGGGUUGGAGCGUUCUGGGUAUCGAUUUUUAUGGUCCAUCCGCGAGCCACCCAAAGGCAAAUUAGAUCUCCCAGGUGAGUACACCAAUGUAGAGGCUGUUUUGCCGGCGGGGUUUCUGGAUCGGACGGCUGGAUUGGGGCUUGUGUGCGGGUGGGUUCAUCAAGUGAGAGUAUUGAGCCACCAAGCAAUUGGAGGGUUUGUAUCACACUGUGGGUGGAAUUCCAUAUUGGAGAGUGUAUGGCACGGGGUUCCUAUUGCAACAUGGCCAGUGUAUGCGGAGCAACAAAUGAAUGCAUUUGAGUUGGUGAAAGAGCUGGGAUUGGGUGUGGAGAUAAGAUUGGAUUACAGGGAGGGCAGUGAUUUGGUGGUGGCUGAGGAGUUAGAAAGAGGGUUGAGGCGUUUGAUGGACGGAGAAGAUGAAGUGAAGGCCAAGGUAAGGGAAAUGAAGAGCAAGAGUAGGAUGGUACUGAUGGAAAAUGGUUCCUCCUGUAAAUCCUUAGCAUCCUUAAUUCAGGAAAUCAGCGGUAGGAUACAAGGUUUGAAGAAAGAUUGUUAGCUACAACUUGUGGUUCAUGCACUGCCAUGCUGUGAGGAUAGGAGAUGCACCGGUGCAAUUCUGAUCGGCAUGAUAAAUAUCGAGCUUGCGGGAUUCUCAUGGUUAGGAAUUUAGGAUGCAGGUUUUAAAGGAGAUAUUGAAGUCACUUGUGCAGGCAUUGCUCAUAGAAAGGAUAGUUUUUUUACCAAUCUAUGUUAUCUAUCACCCCAAGGUCAUGUUUGCUGAUCAUUUAUUGAUCACGGUUACUUAUGAUUGUAAGACAUUUAUAUUACUUAUGAUCACCCCAAGGCCAGGUGUUCACUCAGGUAGUGAAAGUAAAGCUACUCAAGAGGUAAA